This is a messenger RNA of Gongylonema pulchrum, 405 nucleotides long. The record is from the annotation of a GenBank genome assembly. Lineage: Eukaryota; Metazoa; Nematoda; Chromadorea; Rhabditida; Gongylonematidae.
CUGCCAAUCUUCACUGUUCAGGAGGACAGUGUGAGGAAUGCUGCAGCGGUGAUAGCGAGUCGGCUGCAUGCUCGUGCGCAGCACAAUGCUCUGGAACGACGACGUCGCGAUAAUAUCAAGGAUAUGUACGGAGCGCUGAAGGAUGCGAUUCCUGGAAUGAGGAGUGAAAGAGUUUCUCGGGCUGCUGUUCUAAAAAAGGCUGUUGAUUUGAUCGUGGCAAAGCAAGGCAAACUGGAGGAUAUCUUGGCGGAAAACAGACGUCUGAUGCAAGAGAAUGACGCAUUGGAACGUGAGCUGCAAGGCAUACAUAAUGCGUGUAUUGCUGUACCCGCACUUCUCGUAUGUCAUCGUUCUUCCUGCUUCGAGAAGAGCGGCCCUUUUGACAUCUUAACUAAAAGUCGCUAA